Messenger RNA from Emericellopsis atlantica, 1345 nucleotides. RefSeq lists its product as uncharacterized. The transcript is spliced from 7 exons. Lineage: Eukaryota; Fungi; Ascomycota; Sordariomycetes; Hypocreales; Bionectriaceae. The record is from RefSeq and is a predicted model, not a curated record. Bases 85 to 1284 code for a protein of 399 amino acids.
GCGAUAUAAACUUUGGAGAAUGUACAUUCAAGUUUUUAAGCCUUGCCAUAGACAUCCCACGGGCGAGUAGCUCUCUAUACGCCAAUGCCUAUUGUGAAUGGCAUACGGACGGUACUGCCCGAUCCGGGCGACUAUCCAGUUGAUUUCGACAAUCCGAGACGUCAGGCUGUUCCCCAUGCAUACUGGAUCGCCAGUGUGGGAACGAUUUUGAGUCUGUUAAUGAUGAUACAGCGGCUGUACACGAAGACUGUCGUGAUGGGAAGGCUUCAGCUGGAUGACGCUUUCCUGAUUUUGGCCUGGCUUAUGUCUAUGGCUACUGUUGGCCUUUGUGUUCACAUGUUUGCCACGGGCGCAGGCGGAGUACAUGGCUGGGAAAUUGACAUUCCAACAUACAACAUCUAUCUCAUGGACGUAUAUCUUGCCGCGGCAAUAUACAUCGUGGGUGGCAGCUUCGCGAAGGCCUCGUUGUUGAUUUUCUAUCUCCGUCUGUCGCCGCAGACGUGGUUCAAGAUAUCUGUGUGGGCUACCCUCGUUUUCAUCAGUGGAUAUACCGUCGGCAUAUUCUUUGCGCUCAUCUUCGCGUGUGAUCCCAUCGCAAAAAGCUACGAUGCCACGGUUGUGUCGGGGACCUGCAUCAAUCGACCGACGCUAUACAUUGCCACGGCUGUUGUGAACAUACUAUCAGACAUACAGCUGUUCUUCCUGCCACUGCCGUUUGUGGUCAAGCUACAAGUACCUCGCAGGCAGAAAUUGGGACUGGUAGUGAUCUUCUUGCUUGGGUCUAUCACUAUCGUCACUUCUGUGAUCCGAGUGUCCAUUUUGCCGCAAAUGCUCACGAGCGUGGAUCAAACAUGGGUUAUUUCGUGGGCCUCUGUCUGGAUUAUCGUCGAAGCGAACCUGUUCAUUGUCUGCGGCGCGCUACCGACUAUUCGAAAGUUUCUGAAACAUGUUGCACCUACUCUCAUUGGCGAGACCCGAUGCGGUCGAAGCUCAAAAGCAACGAAAGACGUGAAGAGCACUUCGGAAGCAAUCGCGCUCCGAACAAUCGGGACAAUGACUACGAAACACGGAGGCGCGAAACGGAAUCAAUACUCGCAAUUUGAAGAUAUCGAUAGCGAAUUUACCCAAGGCCGUAGAGAUAUAAUAAUGGUGUCAGAAUACUCUGUCUCUAGCGGCAUGGUUGGUGAAAGUGGAGAGGAACAACAUUGGGCGGAUGACAGUUCUGAGAAGGCUCUUAAGGAGAGUGGGCGAAUUCGACGGACACAAACCGUUACCGUAGAUUAGCAUUAGGACUCGGCAAAGUUUACGCCUAUCUCAGGAUGCGUUCAAAACACUUCAGCACCUG